Sebastes umbrosus (honeycomb rockfish) is the source of this 1404-nucleotide messenger RNA. RefSeq names its product leukocyte surface antigen CD53-like. The record is from RefSeq and is a predicted model, not a curated record. NCBI's taxonomy places the organism in Eukaryota, Metazoa, Chordata, Actinopteri, Perciformes, Sebastidae. The transcript is spliced from 8 exons. Gene Ontology annotation, cellular component: membrane. Bases 168 to 854 code for a protein of 228 amino acids.
AAAGAGGAAGUGAGAAGGAGGUGCUGAAAGCCCCACAAAGCGCUGCACGGUACACAGCACUACAAGAAGGGGAAGUGUAAGCAACAGCAAAGUUCCCGCAACACAAGUCUGAAAACAAAGACAAGCAGAUUAUUCUCCCAAACAGGUCUGAUCAGAGGCGUUACAAAAUGGCUCAAGGCUGCCUCAAGUGUUUAAAGUACACCAUGUGCUUCGCCAACUUCCUUUGUUUUAUGUGUGGCGUGGCGGUGAUGGGCUUCGGUGUGUACAUGAUGAUGAACAGGAUGGACGCUCUGACCCCGACCUUGGCCAGCUUCCCCUUCGCCAACAUGCUGCUGAUCAGUGGCAUCGUCAUCACCUGCGUGUCCUUCCUGGGCUUCCUGGGUGCUCUGAAGGAGAACCGCUGUUUCCUCCUGACGUUUUUCCUGCUGCUGUUCAUCCUGAUGCUGGUGGAGCUGACUGCAGCAUGCCUGCUACUCAUGUAUGAGGGAGAGAUUGCUAAAUUGGUGAGAGAAGAUCUCAACAAGGGUUUGGAAAAGGCGAAAGGAAAGUCUGGAAAUGCAACGAUGAGCGAAUGGGAUGCCCUUCAGGCGGAGCUUGAUUGCUGUGGAGUCAACAAUGUGACAGACUGGGGAGACAAACCGCCGGCUUCUUGCUGCUUGAAGGAUUGUGACACCCCAAAGGCCGACUACAGAAAACAGGGUUGUUUGACAAAGAUGAAGGACUUGUUUGAGGAGAAUUUUCUUACCACUGGGAUUUCUGUCAUUGUUCUCUGCAUUAUCGAGGUCUUGGGAAUGUGUUUCGCCAUGACGCUCUUCUGCCACAUCAGUAGAUCUGGACUGGGCUACAAGUUAUAGACAAUAUUCUCUCAAACAACUGAUCUUUUAGCUACAUAUUUUAGACGUAAUACUGUUGUACAGUUCUGUCCUUUGAAAAAAAUUAAAUAAAAAAUCAUGUUUGCAGACGGCUAGAGAAGUUUCUGCGGAAAAAAAGCUGAUUUAAGAUCAGAAGAUAAUUAUUUUAUGAAGACAAAAUUGUGACUUUAAUAAUAUUUGUUUUUGUAAUCAAUGUUUUGACAAUAUUUUAGAGCUUAACACAGAAUUUUUUUUUUCAUUCACUAGAAAACUAAACAAAAAUGUUUCAGGCAAGACAACUCUGGCCUUCCGUGAUUGUGAGCGAACGAGCUGUAAAAUGCUAUUUCAGUGUGAGCUGUGUUAAAUGUUGCUAAGUUUCUCUCUACUUCUCUACAUUGUAAAUCUUUUUCAGGAUUAAUUAUGAAAAAUAGCUUUUCCUGUAAAAUAUUACAUAUCUACUGUAACUGUCUUCCACAUACUUUUCCAACUUAACUUUUGGAAAACCUGUAAUAUACCAAUAAAGUAUUCUUUACAGUAUUUAGACUGCACCUUA